Sander lucioperca (pikeperch) is the source of this 5085-nucleotide messenger RNA. RefSeq names its product nucleolar protein dao-5 (gene prr36b). Lineage: Eukaryota; Metazoa; Chordata; Actinopteri; Perciformes; Percidae. The record is from RefSeq and is a predicted model, not a curated record. The transcript has 7 exons. The coding region runs from base 478 to 4671 and encodes 1397 amino acids.
UCCUCCUGUCCAUCCAUCCGUUCGCCGGUCUACUAUCGUGUGUGUGUGUGUGUGUGUGUGUGUGUGUGUGUGUGUGUGUGUGUGUGUGUGUGCUGAAGCGUCAUUCUCCUCCUUUCUUCUUUUCAGUGAACGCGCAUCACUUGUGAGAAGCGAACGGCUUGUUGAGACGCAGAAGUUUCUCAGCUCGGUUCGGCUCGGCUCGGCUCGCUCUCCCGCGAAUUUCUUCUGUUCCUCCACCCCGGUUUCAUUUUUAUCCUCAUCCUCACUUUCUUUUUUUCCAGACUCGAGGACUCAGUCGGGGUGUGCUGCUCAACACUGGGCGUAGCUGGAGAGGAUUUUGCUAGCUCGCCGCUGCACUGACUGACUGACUGACUGACUGACCAGACCCUGCUGUCUCCACAACGCCUGUAGACCUGUGGCCAUCUUGUGAGAUUGAAGUCAGCCGUGCAGAGACGGACCACUACCACUCAAGGGGAGAUGAAGCCGGAUGGGGUUUCCACGGCAGCGCUGGGGCCAAUGGAAACAUUGGAAUCCAACCUAGUAAAUGAGGCAGCACCAGCCGGAGGACAGGAGCCCAACCAGGCAGCCAGUCCAGCAGAGGAGGGGAUGCCACAGCAGCCUGUAGGAGAGCCGGGCCAGCUGGAGCCCCAGCCAGACCAGGCUAAGGAACCCCCCGCUGCAAAGCCCUGUAACGAGCCUUCGGGAGACUCCAAAGCCAAGACUACCAACAAGGCCAUGGCCAAGACAAAGCCUGGCGCCACCAGCCCAACCAAGACCGCAUCACGGCCCAACACGUCCCAGAGCCGCCUCUCAAACGGCACGUCUAAGCCCCAGACCAACGGAGUGGCUAAGAAGACCGCGCCUGCUGCAGCUGCGGUCAAAAAGAGCACCCAGACCCCAGCUCUCUCCAAAAAACCAACAACCACGACCACGGUCCUAGCCUCCAAGAGCAAAGUGGGUGAGAAGAAAGCCACAGGGGCCGCCCCUGCCACCAACGGCGCAAAGUCGAUGACCGGAACAACGGCAGCCAAGAAGACCGCACCUGCAAAUGCUAAUGGUGUCAAGACCAGCACCAGCAGCACUGCAGCUGCUGCUAAAAAGCCCCCAGCUCCUAAGACCACCUCUGCAACUCCCACCAAGCCUAGCUCUGCUGCCUCGCCCAAGCCCGCUGUUUCCAAGACAACCAGGCCUCCAAUUGGCUCGGCACCAUCAUCUCGCCCUGCCACAGGCGCGACCCGGCCGCCCGCUGGAAGCACAGCCAAGAGCUCCCCAGCUGCAGCCAAACCUGCCGCCCCUAAAACCCCCAACACUGCCUCCGUCAAGCCGGCCGCCUCCAAACCAACCUCCACUACCCCAUCUGGUGGCAAACCUCCAGCGUCACAAACAUCCAGAAAUGUAACCCCUGUGAAGAAAGAUGUUACCAAACCAGCCACUUCAGCAUCCAAAAAGCCUGCGGAUUCCCCCCUUACUCGCCCUUCCACUACAAUGAAGUCGGCAAAACCUGAGACCCCCAAAUCAGCCUCAAAAUCAGACGUUGCCUCCAAAAAGCCUGCUGCAAGUAAGGCUGCAGAUACAAAGACACCCAUCCGCUCCAAAACAGACAGUAAGCCGACACCUUCCAAGACCCCUGGCUCCAAACCGGCCGCAGCCAAGGCCUCCACCCCCAAGAAAACUGUGGGCAGCAGCACCCCAACUCCAGUGAAACGCGGCCCCAAAGCUGAAAAUGUUGCAGAAGCUGGAAAGGAAAUAGCUGCUGCUGUAGCUACGGCCGCGGCCAUCGCUACAGCGGCAGCUUCCAUCGCCGGGCCAGAGGUACCAGAACCAGAACCAGCUGUGGAGAAAUCUGCUGCAGAUGCAUCAGAACUGAUCUCCAGCCAGACAGAAGCAGUCCAAGAGAAAACUUCAGACCCCACACCAGAGCCUGUUCGGGAACCGACACCGGAGCCUGUUCGGGAACCGACACCGGAGCCUGUUCGGGAACCGACACCGGAGCCUGUUCGGGAACCGACACCAGAGCCUGUUCGGGAACUAACACCGGAGCCUGUUUGGGAACUAACACCGGAGCCUGUUCGGGAACCGACACCAGAGCCUGUUCGGGAACCGACACCAGAGCCUGUUCGGGAACUAACACCGGAGCCUGUUUGGGAACUAACACCGGAGCCUGUUCGGGAACCGACACCAGAGCCUGUUCGGGAACUAACACCGGAGCCUGUUCGGGAACCGACACCAGAGCCUGUUCGGGAACUAACACCGGAGCCUGUACGGGAACCAAGUCCAGACCAAGUGCGAGAAACAUCUCCCGAGCCUCUCCCAGAGCCGCUGUCUCAGUCAUCAGCGGAUGCUGAUCUCGGAGCUGAACCAGUUUAUGAAGACGAGUCCAACGCUCAGCUGUCCGCUCAGCUGGACCUCUUCACAUUCCAGGACUCUGCCAGGGACUCCGUUUCCUCCCUGGGAACUACGGUCAUGUCCCCUCCUUGCUCCCCACCGGGCCCCGUUUCCCCCGUCAGAGAGCCGCAGAACGCCUCCUCUCUGCUGGAUGUCCAUGCCCAGUCUGAUCCCUGGGACAGGAACCAUGCCCCAGAUCUGUCUGACUUUGCUCCCCAGAGCCUCGUCAAUGCGAUAAACUUCGACAUGGAAGAGGAAACGGAGAAGAAAAACCAGUUUGAGGCUCAGAAGAGCGAGGAGGAGGAAGAGGAGGAGGACGAAGAAGAAGAGGAGAAGGAUAACUUGUGUAUGCCCGCCUCCACAGCUCCAUCUGCAGAGGCCUAUAACACGAUGGCACAGCCUCACUCGCCCAUGGACGAUUUCCCCCAAAGGGGUCUGAUGUCACCGCAUGAAAAGGAGGAAGCCGUGGAAAAGGCUGACGAGGAGAUAAACGAAGACGACGAUGACGAGGAUUACGAAGACGAGGAGCAGAGGAGGCUAGGCCACCAGCCGUUGUCCUUCGCUACCGACAUGAGCACGUCUCAGCCCUCCGAGGAGCUCCAGGCCAGGUCCUCGGCCUUCGGCGGUUCGGCGGGUUGGCACGGCGACGACCAGCUGUCCGGCAUGGACUCGGAGGACGUGAGCAGCUGCGGAAGCAGCCGGCAGCACGGCGUGUCGGACCUCAGCAGCACCCAGCACACGGCGCUGCUGGAGGGCACGCAGAGCUCGGACGCCCUGGUGGACUCCAGCCUCCGUGGCUCAGAGGGAGACGCCAACAUCAUGGGCUCGCCCAACGUGGAAACACUCGCCAACGAGGAAGAGGAAGACGAGGAUGAGGAGGACGAGCGGGUGGACGAUAUGGACCUGAGUUCAGAGAGAGUGGAGGAGCAUCACAAGGUGUUCCAGCAGCGGGAGCGAGAUGAGAACGACGAAGACGAAGACGUAGAGAUGCACAGCGAAGGAGUGACAGAGAGCGCCGAGAAUGUAGAUGAUGACGACUUUAACGAGGAGGAGCGUUUAGACAACCUAAACCGCGCCGGUCCCGCGCCCUGCGCCCCCCCUGCCUCCUCCUCCUCCUGGGGCCAGACCAGCCCCUUCUGUGACCCCUGGGCUCAACCAGCCUCGCUGCUCGCCGCCUCCUCCCCCAGCCCAGUUUCUGACCACGGUGCGGCCGAGUCUGAAACGCCCAUCCUGUCUCCGGCCCUGGCACAUUUCGACGCCGGUGCGCCUUCCUUCGCUCCUCGGUCAGAGCGCGAGUCAGCACGCGAGGAGGAGAUGAAGAGCUCCGCGGAUGACGAGGCUCAUGUCCUGUUCGCCGCCGCCACCGUCGGCGUGGCCGCGCCCGGUGGCGGUGGCGCUGGUCCGGCCACCCACAGCAGCAGCGAGACGAGCACGCCGGAGGAACUCCGCGACUACGACAGCAGCUCUGGCGUGGAGUCCCGUUCCGACAAACAGCAGACGCCGGUGCCGGCGUCGAUGCAGCCCGACAUGGAGCAGGAUCUGGGGAUCCACCUGGAGAAAGGGGAUGGAGAAGAGGAGGAGGCAGAGACGCUCCCCGCCGACGAGGUCCCGGGAAACGGACCCCCGACUGCUCCGGCGUCCGCGCCGUCUUCCGCCUCCACCUCGGGGGACGAGGCCAGCGACACGGAGGGGGAGAUGCAGAUAAACGACCCCGAUGCACCGACAAUGCUGGACAAGAGCGCCGGCUUCGAAAGCCCGCCUCCCACCUGUAGUCUGCCCGCUCUCGAGGAAGACGAGGAGGCCACGGACGCGCCUGCCGGAUACGGCGAAGAAGACGGAGGGGGCACCACGCCUCAGUCGGCCAACUCGGUGGCGUCUUACGGCUUCGACUGCACCACGUCCAACUCCAACGCCCACUCCAUGGCCGAGAGCUGCGGGAAGAGCCCGGGCAUCUUCUCCCUGGAGAACGAGGAGCAGCUGCCCGACGAAGCCAAAGACCCCUCGCUCAUCAAGGAGCUCACGCUGCCGUCUGCUGCCACGGCCGCCCAGGCUGAGGACCUGCUAGGCAGACCAGUGGACCUGAUGCCUUUGGGACACCCUGGAGACGAGCACCACUACAUGUUCGAGGGAAAGAUGGCGUCCGCAGACCACCUGGAGGACGUGGAUCCGUUGGAGCCCAGUCACCGCCUCGUGGGCGUGGAAUCUGGAGAGCCUGGCGACAGCCAGCAGCCCUACUACUCCACCAUAUGUGAUAAGACUGAUAGUUUUCUGGCAGGUAACGUAUAAGUCCCUCCUAUUACCCCUGGAAUGCACCUUUUCCCCGCAACCCUCUCCCUUCUGUUACCUGUUUGUUUGUUUUCUCUCCAGUUGGGUUAGCUGGCUUAGACGAAAAAAGGAGAGCAAGAUUGUAGGAAAAGAUUUUUAAAAAAAUAUGGAGAUGGGGGACGAAAAAAUGAAAUGACUGUAGCAAUUUUUAAAAGAAGCCUCCCUCUUUCAUACUGUUACGGUCGUGGUUACGAGUGUAUGGCUUAAACUCCAUUAUGUACUAUAGCUACUACCGAUUUCUAGUAGAAUGCUCUUUUUAAGUAACACUGCAUAUCCUGUAGCCCCUGAUGGGGCAUUGACUGAUUGGUCCAACUGUGACUGAGCUUAAAAACCGACAAAAAAAGGAAGAAAAAACCACACACAGAUGGAAUGAAA